Salvelinus fontinalis (brook trout) is the source of this 2456-nucleotide messenger RNA. RefSeq names its product transcriptional repressor protein YY1-like. The coding region runs from base 350 to 1444 and encodes 364 amino acids. The transcript has 5 exons. Gene Ontology annotation, cellular component: transcription regulator complex; PcG protein complex. The record is from RefSeq and is a predicted model, not a curated record. Gene Ontology annotation, biological process: regulation of transcription by RNA polymerase II. Lineage: Eukaryota; Metazoa; Chordata; Actinopteri; Salmoniformes; Salmonidae. Gene Ontology annotation, molecular function: RNA polymerase II cis-regulatory region sequence-specific DNA binding; DNA-binding transcription factor activity, RNA polymerase II-specific.
ACCCGAGCUAAUGCCGCGUUCCCUCAUGUCAGAAACUCGGGACCUCCAAGUUCAAAUGAACGUAAAUUAUUUGCGUAGUCAUAUUGGUCGAUUCUGGUACCUCCCAAUUGAGAAACUCGAGUACCGACUCUACCUCCUAGGUUAGCCAGUCUUAAAUUCCGAGUUUUCGACUUGACAAGAACGCGGAAUAAAUCUGUAACCCAUGAAGUCUCGCGAGACUAUGUAGCCAAAGCGUAGUGGCGACGGGAGUAGAACAGAGUGGAGUUUGUUGUCGAAGAAGGAGGAAGGCAGUGUAGAGGGGGGGAACUGCCAUAGAACACAUAACUGUGAGGAAUUUAGGGUUUUCAAUAUGGCAUCAGGUGAUACCCUGUACAUCGAAACGGACGGCUCGGAGAUGCCAUCAGAAAUAGUGGAACUCCAUGAAAUCGAAGUGGAGACCAUCGAGACAACAGUUGUUGGAGAGGACGACGAUGAACAGCCUAUGAUCGCUUUACAGCCCCUCGACUCAGAUGAUCCACACUCAAUGCAUCACCAUCAUCAGGAGGUAAUAUUGGUGCAAACCCGAGAAGAGGUGGUUGGUGAAGAUGAUUCGGACAUGCACGGGGACGAUGAUUACGAGGACCAAAUUCUUAUACCUGUCCCAGUCCCUGCCGCCGAAGAGGAAUAUAUCGAACAGACUCUGGUGACUGUCGCUGGGAAGAGCUCGGGGCGGACGAAGAAGGGGGGAAGCGGGAAGAGAAAUAAAAAGAACUACUUGGGUGCACCGGAGUCCAGUGGUAGAAAAUGGGAACAGAAACAAGUCCAGAUAAAGACUUUGGAAGGAGAGUUUUCGGUGACGAUGUGGGCAUCGGAUGACAAGAAAGAUGUUGACCAUGACACUAUGGUAGAGGAGCAUGUCAUUGGGGAUAAUUCUCCUCCCGAUUACUCCGAGUACAUGACAGGGAAGAAGCUCCCGCCUGGGGGCAUUCCAGGGAUCGACCUGUCAGACCCCAAACAGCUGGCAGAGUUCGCUAGUGGACCACGAUCUGUCAUGUCUUGCAGGAUGAAGCCACGGAAAGUCAAAGAGGACGACUCUCCCAGGACGAUAGCUUGCCCCCACAAAGGAUGCAGUAAAAUGUUCAGGGAUAACUCUGCAAUGAGGAAGCACCUGCACACCCACGGACCACGUGUUCACGUCUGCGCCGAAUGUGGAAAGGCCUUUGUCGAAAGCUCCAAACUGAAGAGGCAUCAACUUGUUCAUACCGGCGAGAAGCCUUUCCAAUGCACAUUUGAGGGCUGCGGAAAGCGGUUCUCCCUGGACUUUAACUUACGCACGCACGUGAGGAUUCACACUGGAGACCGACCCUACGUCUGUCCGUUUGACGGCUGCAACAAGAAGUUUGCCCAAUCCACCAACCUCAAGUCUCACAUCCUCACACACGCUAAAGCUAAAAACAAUCAGUGACUGUGAACCAACCCAUAUCUUCACCACGGCAGAAGCGUCACACCCCCUAAGAGCUAUGAAACCCCCUUUGUAUUGUUUCUAGGGAAAUGUUUUGAGAGAAUGACCUUACUGACUUUUUGAUAUGUACAGAGAUGAAAACGACGAACUCUAAAGACGCUUCACCCCCCCCCCCCCUCACCUUCAUCUUGACAUGAUCCCCAAGGAAAAGCAUAAAGUUUCUCCUUGUGAAGAUGUUGAUUUCUUGGACCUGCACUCGAAAAUAAAAGUUAUUUAUACUGCAGCACCCAAAGACAAAGAAUUGACAUUUAAAGUUAUUCUCCAUCAGCAUAGCGAAGUAAUUGCUUUUUAAUUUUGUACCUUUUUCUAAGUGUGCAUGUUGUACACUUUUCUUUUUUUUCUCUGGCUGAGCUGUUUUGUGUGUUUUCCCUGAGAAAUCUGUGGUAACCCUUCUUGGAGAAUUUGCUGUUUAUUGUACCUCCCAGCUUUUCCUCUUGUAAAAUGUUUAUUUGGGGGGUAUUCUUUAGACUAAUUUUGUAUAAUUGAAACGUACAGCUAUAUUGGAGUUGUGUAGAUAAUAGCAAUGUGAUUUAAGUAGUGUUAACUGAUUAAAACCGUUUUCUCCCCCCCCCCCCCCCUCCCGCACGGCCAGAGAGCAACACAUCGUGUCAUGUCCAUCAAGUCCUUUGUUUAGUUUAACACACAAUACAACCAGAAGUGGUGCUCAGUUGCAUCAUUAGAAUGUAUUGUACAGGCUGCAUUACCUUUUGCUAAAAUGUACCUCCCCAAUAAGUUGCCAAUACAAACCUGCCCAUUAGCAAGCACUUGUUAGAAUUUUGUUUCAGAAUUCCUAGUUUAUGUAGUGUUAACGGUUGUAAUGGAUAAAAGUCAUUUUGAAUGUGACAUUUACUAUUGGUAGGGACUGUUCAAAAUUGGUAUUAACAUUUUAAUAAAAUGGUUGAUAGGAACUUGUUGGUUGAUAGGAAUAUGUUAAAAUAUAUGACUGGUAUUUACA